AUGGAAACUUGCAAAUCGUACAGUCUCUACCCCCUCUAUCUGUACUGGGAUUCAGAUACUGAUGGCAGGUAUUUCAGAGUUGACCCGACUACGCUCACCAAGGAUUAUUUGAACGAGCUGGUCAUGUCCGAAUAUGGCGUGGCCAACGCCGUUGAAUCCGGUGUUCUGUACUACGAGCAUUUUGGCGAACAAGGAUCCUGCUUAGGCUAUUUAGACAACGAGUCCGAUGUUGCCCUGUUUAGAAAGCGCUUUCAGGCGCAACACGCAGCGAAAUUAAGUGUCAGACGUGUCGGGAGCUUUGCCACCAAUAGAAAGGACGGGGGAUCGCCUGAGCGUUUGCCUGCUUCGGAGCCAACGGUCUCGAUUCCAGCAGAGCAGUUGGAAUCCUUGAUCGAGUCGAUUCGUAAGCUGGAGCUAUCGCUGAACAAGAAAGAGAGCCCAAGUUCACACCCAGAGGCUACGGCCCGGGUGUCGUAUGCGGAUCCAAACUGCAAGACACUCCACGAAGAAGUGGUUUGUGACGGGUGCUAUCCUGAAUCCUGGAGCACUUCUCAGCCUUCGAGCGAGUGUUGCUCGGAUGCCGGAUUUAUCAAAGGCUCUCGGUACAAGUGCUUGUACUGUUUCAACUACGAUCUUUGCUCAGAAUGUGUGGCUAAAGGUUUAGAGUCGGGAACUCACAAGAAAUACCACAAUAUGAUAAAAAUCAACGUUCCUGACGCAGACAUGAACAAUUUGUGGGCCCGUUUCAACUGUUCGGCACCCCAAGCUGCGAAAAUCAAGCCGCAGAUGGAAAUUAAGCCAGACGUAGCCCAGUCCACUCACUUCAAUGUUAGUAGCUCGGACAAGGACGUAAUAAUCGACAUCCCCGACCACAGCUCGAAAGUUUUUGACUUCUUCUCGAAAGUGGAGACCGAGGGUCAACUAGCGGAGCUGAUCGAUGACCACGAAACUUACCAGAAUCUUUUGCACAGAGUAGGUGGUGACAAGGCCAAACUCUUUGAUGCCGUAGAACUACUUCUUGCCCCAAGGAGUUCCAAAGCAUCCGCCAGUUCGCUAGGCGCAUCCGUCGAAACCGCACGCGAAGACGAAAACUCAAUCGAGGUAAAGAUUAGCAAGCGUGAGCAUGUUAUUUCUUUCAAGCUGUUAAACCAAGGACCUGACUCCGUGUCUAAUGGGCUCAAACUUGUUUUUCGGUACUUCGAGCCUCGCAGUACACUACCAGUCAAAUGCACGUUGCACAUGGGGCCACACGAGUUUUUGAAGGGCAAUUACAAGACCUUAAAUUUCAAUUGUCGCGGACUGAUUGACAAUUUUUCAGUCUUGAACACCUACCAGAUCGAUCUUGUCGACCAUGAUGAUCAGGUUAUCUACUCCGGUACUUCACAUGGUGGCCCCACCAUUCUGCUAAGGCCUCCUCCCAUGAUGCUGGGGAUUCAGGAGUCUGUGUAUUCGGAAGCUCGCGACGUGCCAGAUCUAGGGUCAGAUUCGCAGGACGACGACCGCGACAUAAUUAGCAACACGGUCACCAACGAGGGCUCCAGAAACUCCGAACUUGACGAUUACGAUUUUCUCAGCGAUAGCGAUAUCGAAGUUUGA
Molecule: messenger RNA, 1596 nt
Organism: Lachancea nothofagi CBS 11611
Lineage: Eukaryota; Fungi; Ascomycota; Saccharomycetes; Saccharomycetales; Saccharomycetaceae
Source: the annotation of a GenBank genome assembly